Hyaloscypha bicolor E is the source of this 282-nucleotide messenger RNA. RefSeq lists its product as uncharacterized. The transcript has a single exon. The record is from RefSeq and is a predicted model, not a curated record. Lineage: Eukaryota; Fungi; Ascomycota; Leotiomycetes; Helotiales; Hyaloscyphaceae. The annotation marks the transcript as partial. Gene Ontology annotation, molecular function: protein binding.
GCAGUUCAUCAUGGUGGAAUCACGGCCCUGCAAGGUGCUGCCAUAUCUGGCGACGUCAUGCUGGCCAAAUUACUUCUCGAAAAAGGGGCCGAAGUCAAUGCAGCGCCUUCCUUGAUUGAAGGCCGAUAUGCAAUCGAAGGAGCUGCUGAGCAUGGCCGCUUAGACAUGGUCCAAUUGCUUCUGAAUGCUGGAGCAAAAGGUAAUGUCCUUCGUGGAACGGGCUUUGAAGACGCCAUUAAGCUCGCGGAGGAGAACAAUCAUUUUGCAGUUGUAAAUCUCUUG